This is a messenger RNA of Pimephales promelas (fathead minnow), 1905 nucleotides long. RefSeq names its product peptidylprolyl cis/trans isomerase, NIMA-interacting 1 (gene pin1). Gene Ontology annotation, cellular component: nucleus; cytosol. Gene Ontology annotation, molecular function: peptidyl-prolyl cis-trans isomerase activity; protein binding. NCBI's taxonomy places the organism in Eukaryota, Metazoa, Chordata, Actinopteri, Cypriniformes, Leuciscidae. The record is from RefSeq and is a predicted model, not a curated record.
CGGUUGUUUCCCAGUGUUAUCUCUCUGUCGCCCCCUGUCGGCCAGUCCCGGUCACUGCAGCGGCGCUACAUCAGACCAGACUCAAGCCGAACCGAACCGACACCAUUGUCAAAUCAUGUCCGACGAUGAGAAGCUGCCGUCCGGGUGGGAGAAGCGCAUGAGCCGGAGUUCAGGUCGGGUGUAUUACUUCAACCACAUCACGAACGCGAGUCAGUGGGAGCGCCCCAGCGGGUCAGGGGCGGACGGCGCCGGCGAGCUGGAGAAGGUCCGGUGCUCACACCUGCUGGUCAAACACAACCAGUCGCGCCGGCCCUCCUCCUGGAGAGAGGAGAACAUCACGCGCGGCAAAGACGAGGCGCUGCAGCUCAUCCACAAGUACAUUGAACAGAUCAAAUCUGGAGAGGAGGAGUUUGAGAGUCUGGCGUCUCAGUUCAGCGACUGCAGCUCAGCGAGGAACGGAGGAGACCUGGGCGUAUUCGGCAGGGGUCAAAUGCAGAAGCCCUUUGAGGACGUGUCGUUCGCACUGAAGGUCGGAGACAUGAGCGGCCCCGUGUUCACCGACUCCGGAGUUCACAUCAUCCUGAGAACCGGAUAACCGGCAUGCCUUCGCUCAUUCACCCGCAGAUAACACACACACACACACACACACACACACACAUCUAUCCCAGGAUUCCUUAUCUUAAUCUGUUUUCCUGAAAAACCUCGCUUGGCUCUGUCAAAGCUGCACGUUAAAUCCAUCCGGUGUUUCCGUGAUCUUACAUGUUACAGAUGCGUCUCGAAUCCCGGCGUUCCCGCAUCGGCUAACCGCUCGCAUGAUCUGCUGUCCCGAAGCUCGGCUAGCUCUCGCCUCGGACAGCAGAUGAUCGGAUGUCCAAACUAUGACCAAUAAAAUUGACCAUGUCACUAAAGAAAAUGCUCCUGUUUCAUUUCAAAGCAUGAGGAAUGAUCUUUUCAUAAAGAGGAGUUUCCAAAACAAUCAAAAUGCUUAUUAAAAGAUGAACUGUUUUAUUUGUUUUACCUGCGUGUCAGUAAUUAUUAAAGGUGCAGUGUGUACGUUUAGCAGCAUCUAGUGGUGAGGUUGUGAACUGCACUCAACAGAAGUUACACUGGCUGACAGGAAGUGAUGUCGUCGUCUGAGACAGCAGAGAGUCGCCAGUUAAACAAUGAGUUUCUUUACAAAGGUAAAUUAAGAGAUUAGGUUUACUCAACUUUGAGAUUCUGAUCAUGAAGAACAACAUCGUGACGAAACGUGUGUGUGUCCGCUCAGGGCCACCGUAGAAACGUGGAUGUAGGUGGACAUUCUAAAAUUAUUAACAACGGUUCAUUUAGUAAAGUCUUUAUACACCACUGAACGCAGUUAUGUUUCCUCCUAAAUAUUACACACUGCACCAUUGAAUAUUAGCCAUUAAAGUAUUAAAUACUAACUUGAAAUCUCAAGAUGUUUCAGAAAAUAUCAUGGUCUGUAAAAUGCUAUAAACUGCUGUUUGUGAGCAUGUUGUUGUUUUAAAUCCUCCUGCAGUAGGGCAUGUAUUGGCCUGGAGCCUGCUGGGAAUCACUCUAUUAUGCAAUAUAACAUGGCUCAUGUUUGUUGUGAUGUGAGUGUUAUUCCUGCAGAUCCUCGUGUUUGCGAAGUUGUCUUUCUAUAUGAUAUCAGCGUGAGUGUAGGGAGUGACCCUUGAGGUCACAGGGCCUUUUAAGGUCAAAUCCACUGUUUUAUUAUUAGUAGUAGUAUUUGGGAUUUUUUUGAUCUGAGUGUGUGCAGAAGUUCUUGAGAAAAGAUCAUUAGUGUUCUUUAGCUGGAAUCCAUGCGUUUAAUAAUAUGCUUGUGAUUUCAAGAUUAUGUUGUCGUAUAGCACCAUGUGUCAAUAUGUACGGAUGUUUUAUUAAACCCUCUGGUGCUCAUCA